AUGGAUGAAAUCAAUACGGAUUGGAAAUUCCACGCAGUACGCAAAAUGGAACUACUAAACGCUUCUAGUACCCAAUGGGCAAUGAAACGUCCCCCGCGUUUAACUUUUAACAUCAUCGUGGAGUCAGGACAACCAUGGCACGAACGCACGCGCACCGAAAACAAAAGCCAAAGCCCGAGCCGCGAACCCAACAACCCAGAGUCUACUACCAUGGAUGCGGAGUACUACAUUUCUCAUUCUCACCAGCAGCACAGCAGCACAGCAGCACAGCAGCACAGCAGCACAGCAGAAGUCAACCCAAGCUCGAACAGAAAACACCGAACCGGAUGCUACUGGUCAAACACAAGCACAGGCCAAGUACAUAAAGAACGUAUGCCACUGGACCAAAAAGGUAUGCAUGGAACCCAGUAG
Aspergillus ochraceoroseus IBT 24754 is the source of this 411-nucleotide messenger RNA. RefSeq lists its product as uncharacterized. The record is from RefSeq and is a predicted model, not a curated record. NCBI's taxonomy places the organism in Eukaryota, Fungi, Ascomycota, Eurotiomycetes, Eurotiales, Aspergillaceae. Bases 1 to 411 code for a protein of 136 amino acids. The transcript has 4 exons.